ACGUUCGGGCGUUGAUACGGAAGUGAGUCCCUUUCCUGCGCGUCGCCUGCGUCUGAACUGGCGUGCACCUGUAGUGCGAUCUGAUUGGCUGAAGGUAGCGAGAGCAGGCCUAUCAGGAGGAGUCAGGGGCGGGCUCGCACUUCCCAUUGGUCUGAGGGCGCUUCACUCAGGCCGGGAGGCGGGCGGAAGCGGAAGGAAGCCGUGUGGCUACCCAGGCAGGAUGGAGGCGGCCGCGGAGCCCGGAAACCUGGCCGGCGUCCGACACAUCAUCCUCGUCCUCUCAGGAAAGGGGGGCGUCGGGAAAAGCACCAUCUCCACGGAGCUGGCCCUGGCCCUGCGCCAUGCGGGCAAGAAGGUGGGAAUCCUCGACGUGGACCUGUGCGGCCCCAGCAUCCCCCACAUGCUCAAGGUGCAGGGCCAGGCUGUGCAUCAGUGUGACGGAGGUUGGGUCCCAGUUUUCGUGGACCAGGCGCAGAGCAUCUCUCUCAUGUCCGUGGGCUUCCUGCUGGAGAAGCCAGAUGAGGCUGUGGUGUGGAGGGGCCCCAAGAAGAACGCACUGAUAAAGCAGUUUGUGUCUGAUGUGGCCUGGGGGCAGCUGGACUACCUGGUUGUGGACACGCCCCCAGGGACCUCUGAUGAGCAUAUGGCCGCCGUGGAUGCCCUGCGCCCCUACAGCCCCCUGGGGGCCCUCGUGGUCACCACACCCCAGGCAGUGUCCGUGGGGGAUGUGAGGCGGGAGCUGACCUUCUGUAGGAAGGUGGGGUUGCGGGUGAUUGGGAUCGUGGAGAACAUGAGCGGUUUCGUCUGCCCGCACUGCGCGGAAUGCACCAACGUCUUCUCCAGGGGAGGUGGCGAGGAGCUGGCCAGACACGCCGGAGUCCCCUUCCUGGGCUCUGUGCCCCUGGACCCCGAGCUCACAAGGAGCCUGGAGGAAGGCCGGGACUUCAUCCAGGAGUUCCCCUCCAGCCCUGCGUUUCCCGCGCUCUCCUCCAUAGCCGAGAAGAUUCUAAAUGAGACACCCAUUUGACUGUCCUGACCAAGGUGGCCUUGAGCAUCUCCCCUCUGUGGCCGUGGGGCUCCUGCUCACCUACUAGAGCAGAGGCACUGGGCAAGGUUCCUGGAACCUGCAGGCUGGGCUGCGCAGCACCAAGUGUUCCUCUCUGCAGGCCCUGUCGGUGCUUCAGCGGCAUCUCGGUGUCAGAGCCACCGAUAGUGAGUGGUUCUACCUGGUUAGCCUGUGGCGAGGCCCCGGGGGAUCGUGUGCGGUCUGAUGCCGUGGCCUGAGUGCCCUGAUGGUGUAUGAUCACUCUUGGUGCGUUCUGGUACUCAUUGCCCCAGGCAGGAGACAGGCUGCUCUUGACAGCCAAGUCCCCAUGUUGUUCACAAAGCUCGUGUGUCUGGAAGCUUGCCAGGCCCCCACCGUCCUCAGGUGCCCUGGGCCCCUGCAGCCCAUAGGCUGGUACUCAUGGUAUAGGAGGGAGCACCCAGUGAGGUGUCAAGCUUGUAACCCAGAAGAGCACAAAAUAAACGUGUCCCCCCACCGAGG
Molecule: messenger RNA, 1546 nt
Organism: Vicugna pacos (alpaca)
Lineage: Eukaryota; Metazoa; Chordata; Mammalia; Artiodactyla; Camelidae
Gene: NUBP2
Product: NUBP iron-sulfur cluster assembly factor 2, cytosolic
Biological process (GO): iron-sulfur cluster assembly
Cellular component (GO): cytosol
Molecular function (GO): ATP-dependent FeS chaperone activity; ATP binding; 4 iron, 4 sulfur cluster binding
Source: RefSeq, a predicted model, not a curated record